Messenger RNA from Loxodonta africana (African savanna elephant), 5363 nucleotides. RefSeq names its product transmembrane protein 242 (gene TMEM242). The coding region runs from base 43 to 468 and encodes 141 amino acids. The transcript is spliced from 4 exons. The record is from RefSeq and is a predicted model, not a curated record. NCBI's taxonomy places the organism in Eukaryota, Metazoa, Chordata, Mammalia, Proboscidea, Elephantidae.
CCGGGCCCACUUGGCGCAGGUCGCAGUAGCCGAGACUUAAACAUGGAGGCGGCGGGCGCUGGUGCCGGGGCCACGGCUUCCCGGCUGGAGGCUCCCGAGCCCUUGGAGGACCGGCUUUUCCUGGUUAAAGGUGGAAUUUUCCUCGGGACUGUUGCUGCCGCGGGAAUGCUGGCUGGAUUUCUCACAACAUUAUCGCUGGCGAAAAAGAAAAGCCCCGAGUGGUUCAGUAAGGGAAGCAUGGCCACGGCCGCCUUACCGGAGAGCGGGUCUGCCCUAGCCUUGCGAGCACUGGGCUGGGGCUCUCUUUAUGCUUGGUGUGGAGUUGGUGUGAUCAGCUUCGCAGUCUGGAAAGCUUUAGGAGUUCACAGUAUGAAAGAAUUUCGAAGUAAAAUGCAAUCAAUAUUUCCAACAAUUCCCAAGAACUCCAAAUCAGCUGUUGAGUGGGAGGAAGUGUUGAAAUCCAAAUAAGGUGAGCAUGGGCGAGUUCUACAGCAAAUGUUCCAGAAAGGGCAGGUGUGGACAAGGCAUCGCAGCAGAGGGACUCGGAUGGGCUGCUCCUUAGGGACAUGCGGAACCCCGGCUUCGCCUCAGCUUCCUUGCCAGAGGCCUGGUGACCAACCACGUUCCUGUGUGCUUCACUUUAAAACGGAUUUGAGCAGGAUGGGGGGGGUGGUGAUGGGGGGGUAAGUUUUCCCAAAGUGAGGAAGAUUAUUUAAAAAUCAUAAUGAUAGGACGUUCCUGUGUGAGGAGACCCGGGGUAAAACUUCUGUUUAUGGCUGUAACCUUUGUAACCAAGUUCCUACCUUGAAAAAAAUUUUUUAUAAUCAAUACGUGAUGAAAGUUUUUAUAUGAACAGACUCCGAUAUUGCCGCAUGUCCAAUUACGUGAGUUUCAAGAGCUAUUCUUGUAAGCGUGUGACCAUCAGAGUUUGAUGGACUCCUUCCUGUUAGUAGACUGAAGAGACAGAUGGACAGGCAAAUCCUGGACACCAGGAAGUGGGAGGGGCUCCACUGUGUGGCUGCAGUCUUCACUUUGUAGCUAGCACCUGCUGGUCACCUGCUGGCCUCACCUACAGCCUGUGAAUUCCUACACUUAGGACAUGAAGCCAGUGACAGAUCCUGAUAACUUGAAAAGGUGCAGUUGAGCUAAAGAUGAUGAUGAUGGCGUGGGUAUAAAAUGUACUUUUUAAAGAAGUUGGCUCUGGGUCCCUGAACAUUGACUGACAAUUUGUAGUUCUGACUCAGCUGUCAAAGUAAAAAUAGCCCCGUUGCCACCUAUCUUAGUACAUUUGUUUAAACACAAAGUCACCUGAGUAUUGAGUCUAAAUAUUCUGUGUUUAGUCCUGCCCCCUUACUGAGACUGCAGCCAUUGGGUUCUUACAUACACACUCAAGCCUUGCGUGUCCUCCAGGAUCGCUUACAAAGAAACAGAUGGAGAACAAUGCCCACAUGCAAUUAUUUUUAGUGGAGAUUAAAAUUUUUUUUUUUUAAUUAAUUUUUAUUAAGCUUCAAGUGAACAUUUACCAUUCCAAUCAGUCUGUCACAUGUAGGUUUACAUACAUCUUACUCCCUUCUCCCACUUGCUCUCCCCCUAUUGAGUCAGCCCUUUCAGCUUCUCGUUUCGUGCCAAUUUUGCCAUCUUCCCUCUCUCUCUAUCUUCCCAUCCCCCCUCCAGUCAAGAGUUGCCAACACACUCUCCCGUGUCCACCUGAUUUAAUUAGCUCACUCUUCAUCAGCAGGAGAUUAAAAAUUUUUGAAGAAGAGAACUAUUUUAAUAUGUCAGUAUGUCCAGAGAAAUAACCUCUGUUUGAAUUAUCAAUUGUACAAUUUCUUUAUAAUUGCUUAGGUUCUAAUUAGUCAGGAAUCAGGUUUAAUAAAGUACAUUUGAAAUUUAUCUCUUAUAAUGAAACCUUUAAGUUCUAAAGAAAAAUUUUAAAUGAAAUGUCAGGUGCAUAAUGUAACAUUUUUCUCUAGACCAUGUUACCCUGUUAGCAUCGCUGUAUGGUUAAUUAAACAGGUGUAAUCAGCACCUGCGAUUCAUAUGUAACCUGUUGGGAAUCCAAGACGAAAAGGCAAAGGAUUGUGAAAUUGAUUGGGGCCUGUGAGAUAGCAGAGAACUCUUCACGCAUGUUUUAUUCUCUUAACCAAAUCUUCACUAAGGAAAGGUUUCAAGCCUUUGAAUGAAACAAAGGAAGAAAAGGCUGGAGCCAAACUGAGCAGGUCCUUGUCUGCAUCAUCAGCCUGAGUCCCGGAUGCCCGUCGUAGACGGAACAGGUGCCACCUAAAACCCUUCGCAACCAGGAUUCAGAUGGAGCUUUUCCUUCAGUGGAGGAUGCCUACUGGUUUUUAAAGAGCUGCUUAUGCUACAGCUGCUAACUGAAAGGUCAGCAGUUUGAAUCCACCAGCUGCUCCCUGGAAGCCCUAUGGGGCAGUUGUACGCUGUCCUAUAAGGUCACUAUGAGUCAGAAUUGAGUCAGCAGCAAUGUGUUUGGUUUUUUGGCUUGGUAGGAGAAAGUGAGUGGUGGCUCUCCUGGAGUGGUGAAAGAGACAUUAGGAACAACUGUGAUUCUAUUUAACAGACUCCUGCCCUGGAAGCUCCUUGAGGGCAGCAGGGACUCCUCAGGGCCUGGUGAAUUUGUGAUGGCACCUGCUGCAGGUGCUGCAGACCCAGGACCCUGGGGGUGGGGGCUGGGGGAGAGUCCACACAAUAGGCAAAGCAUUUUGAUAACUAAAACAAACUGGCAAAAACCAAAGAGGACACUAGCUACCUGUGUGAAGGGCACUUGGAGUUGAUGCUAACCUGGCAUCACACCUGGAAAAGCCAUGUUUCUCGUAGUGCUGGAGUCUCUGGGUGAUGCAGACGGUUAGCAAAACCAAAAGGUUGGCGGUUCAGACCUACCCAGGGGCACCUCAGGGGGAAGGCCUGGCAAUCUACUCCUGAAAAACCAGCCACUGUAAACCCUGUGGAGCACAGUUCUACCCUGACACGCACGGGGUCACUGUGACUCAGAAACGACCCCACAGCAAGUGGUUUUAGCGGUUGCUUUCACAUAGCUGCAUGAAGGCGAGCUUACGGUAACACCCCAACUUCCGUAGUUUUCACUGGUUGACUAAGUGACGUGCACCGCCGUGUUUCUUAGGGAAGGGAAAACAGUAACUUUUUAUGCUCUAUUAGGUCAUUUCCCCUGGUUUUGGAUCUAUUUUAGUUUCAUUUUCUGAAAUAUGAAGAAAUGCAAGUUAAACCUAAAAUUUCCAGGGAAAAUAAGUGCUGCUUCAUGGGCACUCACAGUAAUUAGCGGACAGGUGAGGACGGCCAUUCACGAAAGAGACGGUAGUGAUGGCGGGCUGCCGUGCCCUGUGUGCCCCUGCCCACCGGGUUCCCAGCACCCGAGCCACACACCAGGUGGGUGCGCUGGCCCCUCAGGCCCAGCUCGUGGGAAGCCUAAAUAAAUGUGUGCGGGGGAGCGAGCGUCUGAAUGCAUAUGUGUGUGGUAUGUGUAGUGCUUGCUGGACCCUUCCUGUGUACGUUACUGUCCUCAAGUGUUGACAGACACAGUCCCUAGAAUAGAACCAGAUCAGACUCUAGUUACAGUUUAAAAGCAAAAAUGAUGUAACCAAGAUGAAAAAAAAAAAAAAAAACAAGCUGUAUGACCAAAAUGGUAUUUUUCUGCCAUCAGAAUCCUGAUACCAGAAGACUUAGUCAUUCGUCUAUUCCUUUUAUACCAGAGGCAUAUUGUUAAACUGGUUAAUGGAAAGGAAAAGUGUUUAACAGAUACUGUUAUCCUUUAUGGGAAGUACCAUCUGUGGAUUGAGCUCUGAAUGUGCCUGCCUUGGAAGAGAGAGAAUGGUAGGAAUUUCAAGUUUGCCUUCUUUGCUGUCUUCGUCUUGGGGAGUGUAUGACAAACAUAAUCACAUUUAUCUCCUGGAGCAUAAAGAGUUUUAAUCACCCUAUUAACCAGGAUGACAUUUUUUCACAGACUUAAAAAGGAAUAGAACAGACAUUAUCUUCCCAUAAGCAAUCCAUUUUAUGGAGGCUGAGCACUAGAAAUUUUUUAAAGGCUAGGAUAGCACAAGCCCUUUCCCUGUCAUGUCCAAGCCGACGUUAAGGAGGCCUUCACGAGGAUGUUGCUUACACUGCCUGAGCGUUAAGCUCUGCGUUAGGCUCUCACCACGCAGAAGAGCUAUUAGGGAAAGUAGUAUCGAGAAAACGCCACGGGCAGAGAGGGGAGGCUGCCAGGGCCUAAGGUUCCAUUCAAGAAAAAAGGCCACAUUGGUGGGUUAUUGCUGCUCAGUAAAAAUGUAUCCGUGGGCUGCUGUUAAUUUCAGAGUGAGAAAAACGUGGCUUCUGAACAACCUGGGAAAGAAAAACAGGGCCUGGCAGCCUCUCACGAGACGAAGUGGGUUAUCAUGAAACGUGGGAGGGAGUGGCUGCAGAGGCCCGGGAGGGACGUGUCCGCGGGUGACCCCAUUCCAGUGUGUGAACGCAGGCUGACGUCCAUCCAACUACAACCUUCCGUCGGUGCUGGGUUGGAAGGGACACCAGGUCACCUUGUCAGUCACAUCUUGUGUCCGGUUUCAUGGGCAGUACAGGACAAAACUUGGAAAUUAAUCAUUGCAACCUAAGGAGGAAAUAUAAGAAAUUAAGGGAUGGGGACACCCAUGGGGACAAGAGUCAUUAAAGUCCAUUAAAUUUAGUUAUUUCCCUUGGGGCAAAAUGCUAGGUUUGGUUUAUGGAGAAUGUUGUUUUUCAUCUCAUUUUCAUGUCUUCUUUAAAGAGUAAAACACAUAGUCAAGUACAAAUGAAUAUCAGCAGGUGGAAUACAGAAUUAUUUUUUUCAAAUAGAAGUUUCUCCUGAAAGUGAGUAAAGUAUACAUUUUGGUAGCAUUUUAUCCUGUUCAAGUGAGGGGCUUUUCCUCUCUGCCUGAAGAGCCCUACAGUGACGGAGCCACCAUUGGGGUCUUGUGUUGGUGUCUCCGGUUAAUUAUCAAAGGCGGUGGGGGUUUUGUGAGCGUCACGGAAGAGGAAAGCAAGCACCUGUUGCUAGCGGCGACACUGAUCUGUUGCAGCGAGUGAGGCUGUUAGCAAACUGGUUCUGGGUGGCAGAUACUCAGUCGUGGAGAAAAUCACAACGGUGCUGACCAAGAAGCACACACGGUUUCAACUUUUCUGCCCAAGUUCCAAGGGAAGUGAGCUAGGACCUUGUAUUUCCUACAUAAGCCAGGUCAGGCCCCUGGCCCAUUUUCAUUGGAUGAGGCAGUUUUAUGACUUUAUUUAUUCUUUUCCUUCCUAUCAGUAUAAUGUCCAAAAAAAAAAAGAAAAACCACUUACUAAAAAGUGGCCAACAGACUUAAGAGGCAAGAGAG